This is a messenger RNA of Nematocida minor, 3015 nucleotides long. Its product is annotated as DNA polymerase delta subunit 1. The transcript has a single exon. Gene Ontology annotation, cellular component: delta DNA polymerase complex. Gene Ontology annotation, biological process: DNA-templated DNA replication; base-excision repair, gap-filling; nucleotide-excision repair, DNA gap filling. Gene Ontology annotation, molecular function: DNA binding; DNA-directed DNA polymerase activity; nucleotide binding. Lineage: Eukaryota; Fungi; Microsporidia. The record is from RefSeq and is a predicted model, not a curated record. The coding region runs from base 1 to 3015 and encodes 1004 amino acids.
AUGCACAGUUGUAGCCUUGUUUUUCUUCCUUUACACAUUCACUACAGCAACACAGAGAACGGACCGCUUGUCCAUCUGCAGGGCAAGACAAAGACAGGGGCGGGGGUAGAAUGCACCCUGAAAGGGUUCCACCACUACUUCUACAUAAGCAAGAUGAAAGAUGAAGAAGUGGAUGAAAAUGCACUAAGAAAAGCACACAAAGAAAUAGACGAAGUAAAAACAGUCACAAAGUCAAACAUAUACGGAUACGCAGAAGAAGCAAACGAGUACCUCCAGAUAUUCAUCAGAGACCCAAAGGCAAUGGCAUCAGCUAGCGCAGCAGUUCGCGACUACUUCGAGAAAGCAGACAGAUCAAAGAGCAGUAGCCACAAGAAAAAAAACAGAAUUAUAUUCGAAGCAAGCGUGGGGUACAUUAUCAGGUUUAUGGUGGACAAGGGAAUCGUUGGCAUGGGGUACGUGGAGGCGCGCAAUGUGAGUGAGGUAGUCCGCCAGGAGCAGAACGUAAUCAAACUCGAGGUAAAUCACAAUGCAAUCUUCCCCAUCCAAAACAUCCCCAGGCUGCCACCCAUCAAGAUACUCAGUCUGGACAUUGAGUGCAUAGGAGAGGGGAACAGGUUUCCGAGUCCCCUGAUAGAUCCUGUUGUGCAGAUAGGAAAUGCUAUCUCUAUAUAUCCAAAUCCGGCAAUUGUGGAAAAAGUUUUAUUUUGCACAAAAACCAUCAAUCCCAUCCCAGGCGUUACGGUUUUCACAUUUGAAGACGAGCGAGAAAUGCUCAUGGGCUGGUCGCAGUGGGUUGCAUCCACGAACCCUGAUGUCCUCACGGGAUACAACAUCACACAGUUUGACAUGCCGUACCUUCUGAAUAGAGCCAAUGCGCUAUCUCUCGAAAAGUUCAAAUACUUCUCCAGGACAGGGGAGGCUGUGCACUGCUCGCAGCCAGCAGCCCAAAACAGAAACCAAAAUAAAACACCUGAGAACUCGCAGAACAGCAGCAAAGGAUCUGGCAAUGGAAGCACGAGCACAUUCACAGCGCCCACCACUCUUUCUGUCCCUGGCAGAAUGGUUUUUGACAUGCUCGAUAUCAUUAAAAAAGAAUUUAAUUUGCACAGCUAUUCGCUCAAUGCAGUCAGUGCGCACUUCCUGGGAGAGCAGAAAGAAGAUGUGCACUACACACAAAUUAAAACGCUCUACAACGGAACAGAUGAAACGAGAAAAAGACUGGCCAUCUACUGUCUCAAAGAUACGUAUCUUCCGAUGCGUCUUCUUUUCACUAAAAAUCUGUUCAUCAACUACUGUGAGCUCGCAAGAGUCACCGGAGUGCCUUUUGACUACUUGGUUAACAGAGGCCAGGGAAUUCGGGUCAUGUCGCAGCUUCUUAGACAGGCUAAGACACUCAACUACAUUCUGCCAAAUGUCCAGGGACAGGAAGAGACGUACGAAGGCGGAUAUGUAAUGGAGCCUGAAAGAGGAUUCUAUAGCAGCCCCGUGGUUGUGCUGGACUAUGCGUCUCUAUACCCCUCCAUCAUUAUGGCAUACAACUUGUGCUAUACAACACUGCUGAGCAAAGAACAAGCGCUGAAAAUGGAGAAGAAUGAGUACAUAGAGUCGCCAACAGGAGAUUACUUCAUUAGGAACGAGGUAAAGCCAGGAAUACUGCCUGUGAUACUAACAAACCUUCUCCAGGGAAGAAAAGCCGUUAGAGAAGAACUUAAAAACACAAAAGACCCUGAACUAAAGGCAUCACUCAACGCCAGGCAGCUUGCGCUGAAGGUAUCAGCUAACUCUGUCUAUGGGUUUACAGGUGCUGCCAAAACCGGGCUCGCGUGCAUCCCUAUAUCCCGCAGUGUCACAGGAUUUGGCAGAGAAAUACUGAAAAAAACAAAAGAGCUUGUAGAAGGAGAGUACAAUGAAGAAAUUAACAAAAGCGGGUUUCAGGGCUCAGAGAAGUGGAAACUCCUCGUGGCCUAUGGAGACACAGACUCGGUUAUGGUCACGCAGCCGGGAAUUACGCUGGAGCAGGCCUUCGAGAUAGGAAACAGCAUAUCUCUCUUUGUUUCCAACCGUCUUCCAAACCCGCUGACCCUGGAGUUUGAAAAAGUCUACCAUCCAUUUGUGCUUAUGAAUAAGAAAAGGUAUGCAGGAUGUGCAAAAUCAUCAGCAAAUGAUCCUGGAAGGAUUGAUACGAAGGGCAUUGAAACUGUACGAAGGGAUAACUGCCUCCUGAUCAGAGAGCUCAUGAAAGAGUGCAUUGACAAAGUGCUCCUGGAAGGAGACGUAGAGGGAACGAGAAAGCUCAUCAGAGAAAGAGUAGAUGAUCUGCUAAAAAAUAAUAUUGGAAUCAGUCAGCUGAUUAUUACGAAGUCAAUCAGCAAACAGGAGGGAGAGUACGCGGUAACUCUUGCGCAUGUUUCCCUUGCUGAGAGAAUGAGAAAAAGAGAGGGCACAGGGCCUGGGCUGGGCGACAGAGUCCCGUACGUUAUUAUCGCAGGAAAAGGGCCAUUGCACGAAAGAAGUGAAGAUCCUGUGUAUGCACUGCAGAACAAUCUUCCCAUUGACACACUGUACUAUCUGAAAAACCAAAUUACAAAGCCGUUGGAAAGAUUGCUUUCGUACGUCAUCAAAGACAUCAAUGAGCUGCUCUCUCCGCCCCCGGGAUAUACGGGAUGUAUGGGAGGAGAAAACGGCAGAAGAGAAAUGCCAAAGGGGAUAGGAUCCUUCUUCAAAAAAAAGAAAGUGUGUGGAAUAUGCCGAAGCGGAGAAUAUCCUGUGUGCAAAGUGUGCACGCGAGCCUAUCCAGAGGUUAUAAUGCGAACGUAUAAAAAACUGUAUGAGCUACAGUACAAAUACUAUAAGGUAAUGGGAGAGUGCCAAGACAUGCAGGAGUCAAGACAUACGCCCAUCGUGUGCAGUAACAGAGACUGUCCCGUGUACUAUGUCCGAAUAGAGCUGGUCAAAAAAAUAGAAGAAGUACAGGAAAGAUACAAUCAGCUACUGGAGUAUAAAAAGAAGAUAUAA